AUGAGUAAUAACACGGCUCUCCAGACCGCGAUCGACCUGGUGACACGGGCCACCGAGGAAGACAAAAAUAAGAACUACGCCGAAGCCCUACGCCUCUACGGGCAUGCAGUGGAGAACUUUCUACACGCUAUCAGGUACGAAGUACAGCCUCCUCGGGUGAAAAAAGGUAUCAGAUCCAAGUGUGCCCAAUACUUGGACAGAGCCGAGAAGCUUAAGGAGUACCUCCACUGCAAAGCCGAGAAUAAUCGUGUGAAACAAGGUGAAAGUAGGGGUAAAAUUGAAGACAACAGUACGGCUAGCGACGAUGAAAUGCCGGAGAAGAAAAAACUGAGGAGCCAGUUUGAAGGAGUUAUCGUCAAGGAAAAACCGAACGUUAAGUGGUCCGACGUCGCUGGACUGCACGCGGCCAAGGAAGCCCUGAAGGAGGCUGUCAUACUGCCCAUCAAGUUCCCCCACUUGUUCACGGGCAAACGUAAACCGUGGAGGGGCAUCCUGCUUUUCGGACCCCCCGGUACGGGGAAGUCUUAUCUAGCCAAGGCAGUGGCCACCGAAGCGAACAACUCUACGUUCUUCUCGGUUUCAUCCUCCCACCUGGUCUCAAAGUGGCUCGGCGAAAGCGAAAAGCUGGUGCGCAAUCUCUUCGAGAUGGCGCGCAACCAGAAGCCGAGCAUUAUCUUCAUCGACGAGAUUGACUCCCUCUGCAGCACCCGGUCCGACAACGAGAAUGACGCCACUCGACGUAUCAAAACGGAAUUCCUGGUGCAGAUGCAGGGUGUCGGCAACGACAACGACGGCAUUCUCGUGCUGGGCGCCACCAACAUUCCGUGGAUUCUGGAUUCAGCCAUUCGGAGGCGUUUUGAGAAGCGUAUCUACAUUCCCCUGCCGGAUGAGCUUGCCAGAUUGCACAUGUUUAAGCUGCACAUUGGUAAUACGCCUCAUACUUUGUCACAAGACGACUUCAAGCAGCUGGCCAAGCGCAGCGGUGGUUUCAGCGGAGCCGACAUCUCAGUGCUCGUGCGCGAUGCCCUCAUGCAACCUGUGCGCAAAGUACAGACAGCGACCCACUUCAGGAGGGUACGAGGGCCCUCUCGCGGUGACCCCAACGUCAUUGUGGACGACCUUUUGACACCCUGCACUCCCGGUAGCCCCGGCGCCAUCGAAAUGUCUUGGAUGGACGUGCCGGGAGAAAAGCUUCUCGAGCCGACGGUAACCAUGAGCGACAUGUUAUUGUCUCUUUCAACUGCCAAGCCGACUGUCCGCAAGGACGACCUUCGAAAGUUGAAGAAGUUCCUCGAUGACUUUGGCGAAGAAGGUUAA
Rhipicephalus microplus (southern cattle tick) is the source of this 1317-nucleotide messenger RNA. Its product is annotated as vacuolar protein sorting-associated protein 4. The record is from RefSeq and is a predicted model, not a curated record. Gene Ontology annotation, molecular function: ATP binding; ATP hydrolysis activity. Gene Ontology annotation, biological process: vacuole organization; endosomal transport. NCBI's taxonomy places the organism in Eukaryota, Metazoa, Arthropoda, Arachnida, Ixodida, Ixodidae.